AUGUCGGCGAAUUCUUCCUUAUUUUCCUAUCUUACGACACCCUCCUCCCCUUACAUCCCUUCCAUCGAUGUAGUCAAGCCUCAAUCAACACCCUCCCAUCGUCAAGCAAACAGCCUAUUUCGUCGCUACAAUCGGCUCUGCGCCUUUGUUUCCGACCUCAAGCAUUCUCUUCCGCUCUGUGCGACAGCCGCGACUGAGACUCUAUUUAGACCAUUCUCCAGUUUCGCUCUGUUCUGCGGAACUGCCGACUGCGCCUCUGAUCUCUCAUCUUUCUCUAGGUAG
This is a messenger RNA of Lactuca virosa, 282 nucleotides long. NCBI's taxonomy places the organism in Eukaryota, Viridiplantae, Streptophyta, Magnoliopsida, Asterales, Asteraceae. The record is from the annotation of a GenBank genome assembly.